AUGGUGGAAUUAGGCGGAUACCUUGGCUAUUCUGCGAUUUUGUUUGGUAAAGAACUUUUACAGAACCCUGCCGCCCAUUUCUAUAGCCUGGAAGUCAAUUCUACCUUUGCUGGAAUGGCUUCCAAGUUGAUUGAUUUGACAGGACUUUCUCACAAAGUGACGAUCCUUGCCAGCUCUGCAUCAGAAUCGUUAAUUACAUUACAGAAAACGUUGCAAAAAGAAAUUCCAGGAUUACACGCAUUUGAUUUUGUUUUCAUCGACCACUGGAAAGAUUUGUACGUUCCCGACCUGCGAGUGAUGGAAUCUUUGAAUCUAAUCGCUCCAGGAACUGUCUUGGUGAGCGACAACAUCUACAAUCUAGGUGCUCCAAAAUAUGUCGAAUACAUUCAAGGUGCUCCCGACUCCAAGCGUGAGCACAACGCCAAGGUUCGCAAUGUUAAUGGGCACGACUUUGUUGGAAGAUGGGAUAUUGUGUACGACUCGAAAACCGUGCCCAAUGUGUUUAUUUUUGUAUGGGGUGGAUGA
This is a messenger RNA of Schizosaccharomyces osmophilus, 525 nucleotides long. RefSeq names its product COMT 2 protein. The record is from RefSeq and is a predicted model, not a curated record. Lineage: Eukaryota; Fungi; Ascomycota; Schizosaccharomycetes; Schizosaccharomycetales; Schizosaccharomycetaceae. The transcript has a single exon. The coding region runs from base 1 to 525 and encodes 174 amino acids. Gene Ontology annotation, molecular function: O-methyltransferase activity.